AUGCCUGGGAUUUCUGAGAGAAGACAAGGUGAGUUUUCUUGUACUGGUUCCCUUUAUUCUCGACUACGUUUCAAACGCUCAAACCGUAUGCAGAGACUAUUUUCGUACUACCGAUUCCACAAACGCGUCGGUAAGGGAAACUGGAACCGGUAUGUCGAACGAUAUACGGUGCCCCGUUCCAUAGAGAACACGCAACGCAUCACCUUCAACUACCGAGCAUCCUUCCAGGCAGCAAAGAGUUCGGCAUCCUAUCUGUGGGAGUUCCCGAAACGCAUAGCAGCGGCUACGUCUGCUGACGGCGUAUUAGAUGCGUGGAUUCAUUUCAGGCACAAACGUAAAAAGGCGUACCACUUCGUGUUGGCGUUAAAACGCUUAUCUGAAGCCAAAAAUGUUGAUACGUCAGAUUGGAGAUUUCAGUUAAUCGCAAAGAAGUUGCUCAAACGUAGCAAGUAUUUCAUAGACCUGCCGGGGAUAUGUCACUACUUGGGGUCUUUGAGAGCUGUACCGAUUCUAGACAAACUGUCUAUUGUGCUGUCGGAAAAUAUAGAUCGUUAUUCGCCCCCACAGCUGGCCCAGAUAGCGGGCGCUUUCGGAAGCUGCCGGCUCUCCUCGAAGCACCUUUUCUCAUUGAUAGCGAGGCGUCUGGAAAACAACAUACAGCAUGCGUCGAAUGGCGAACUUGCCACUGUCGCUAUGGCUUUUGGAAGAUGCGCCAUCUACAACUACAGGUUGCUUGCAUCUAUAUCGCAGGAGGUGCAGAAGAGGUUUUCUCCUGCUCUCCACGUCAUGAAUUCACAUCGCGACCUCGUAUCGGCGCCGAGCAGGCAUUGCCUGUUUAGCCUUCAGCAGGAGGUGACAGUACAUGCGCAGAGGCCUUCGCUUGCUGAUUUGCUUCAGCUAGUUUCGAAAUAUCGCGACAGCCAGAUUUGUGACAUCGUAUCGCAAAUGGUGCGGCGUAAUAUGUCCAGCCUCACAGCCACCGAUGUUGCGAACCCGGAUGUUCACAGGCGCAUCGUGAAGGCGUUUUGCAGCCUAAAGAUCAACGACAUACCCCUGUUCUUAUCGAUUCUCGACAACAUUGCAAGUCGUCCGUACAAUUAUACUCCUGCUUGUGUUGCUGAAAUAGGCAAGCAUCUGUCACUGGUUCUGCCGAGGGAUGCCGACCGUGUGUCUAAGGUUGAGCUUAAGACAUCGAAGAUUCAGCGUUCGCAGGCAUUUGGUGUAUGCUUAGAGGAGGUCAAAAGGCAUCUGCAUCGGAUGGGACGCCGCGAGCUUUGUGACGCGGCUGUCUUUGCGUUCAAAGCCUGCUCAUCGAUAGCCGCAAAAAGCGACUUCAUGAGUGAAGUAUCUACAAUGGUGGUCCGCCAAUGCCCUAGCAACGUCAAAUACGACGCACCUAAGCUCAUGGAGGUGCUGUCGAUGCACAGCUCCUUGGACCAGGAGUGCUUCAACCUUAUCUGCCGAGACAUCUACCGGCUGGUAGACAUGUUCGAGCCGGUGGAUUUUCAACGUACGUCUAGGGUGCUGCGUAAACUGAAGCAAAGCGGGCUGUCGAACCUUAAGAUGGUGAACAUGCUUUCGAAGCGCGUUGCCGCCCAGUGGGAGGAGUUUUCGGAAUACCAGUACCACUGCGUUGCACGGGAUCUGACUCUGGCUGGACCGCCAUUUCAGUCCCUGCUAAUGGAUAUCUGGAAUCGCAACAAGUCAGUUUAUGCGUUGAGCGUUUCAUGA
This is a messenger RNA of Babesia bigemina, 1731 nucleotides long. RefSeq lists its product as hypothetical. The record is from RefSeq and is a predicted model, not a curated record. The transcript has 7 exons. Bases 1 to 1731 code for a protein of 576 amino acids. NCBI's taxonomy places the organism in Eukaryota, Apicomplexa, Aconoidasida, Piroplasmida, Babesiidae.